Harpia harpyja (harpy eagle) is the source of this 1731-nucleotide messenger RNA. It is a transcript of the gene LRRIQ4, whose product is annotated as leucine rich repeats and IQ motif containing 4. Lineage: Eukaryota; Metazoa; Chordata; Aves; Accipitriformes; Accipitridae. Gene Ontology annotation, molecular function: protein binding. The record is from RefSeq and is a predicted model, not a curated record.
AUGGCAGCACGGGGCUCCAUGGGGUGCUGGGCCCGCAGUUUCCUCAGCUCAACCCCGGAGUAUUUACUUAGCGGAGCAGAGGUGGCUGAGUCUCAGCAGAGCCAGGAGGCCAGCGCAGGGGGCACUCAUCGCCCCAAAGCUGACUCUGCUGGUUUUGAGGAUGACCAGGUUGAGACUGCACAAGAUAUACCAGUGAAUGACGUGCCAGAGAAUGAAGCUUUUCCCACACGCAUCACAGACAGGAUAUUUUUCAUUGAUCUAGCCAACAAGCAACUGCGAAACAUCUUGCCAGAGGUCUCGAGUCUAGAAUAUCUGGAAGAGCUGCACAUGGAAAAGAACCUGAUUGUAAGCAUCCCAGACAUCAAUCACCUGAGGCACAUGAAGAUCCUCUACUUGGAUCAGAAUUACAUACAGGACAUAUGUGAAGAACUGGGGGAGCUGAAAUGACUUCUAAGCUUAAAUCUAAGUAACAAUCCCCUCUCCUGUAGUUUGCUGCCAGUUAUCAGCAAGUUGCAGCCCCUUCGUCAGCUAGUCUAUAAAACAAACUUGCACAAAAUCCCAGUGCAGGUCUGUGAAUAUCUCCAUCGUGUUGAACUGCUUGGCCUUUCUGACAAUUAUUUCAAGUGUCUGCCUAAAGAAAUAGUGAACCUGCAAAAACUCAAGGAAAUUUACCUCCAGAAAAAUAGAUUUGAAAGUUUUCCCAAGGAGCUUUGUCAUAUUGCUAAUUUAGAAAUAAUAGAUCUGGAACAAAAUCUGAUCAGUCUCAUCCCAGAAGACAGAGGCUUUUUGACAAACUUAGUUAAGAUAUUUUUAGCUUUUAAUAACUUAUCCUCCAUUCCUCCUACACCACACUGCCAGAAGCUGCCUGUGCUGGAUCUGUCUCAAUCUCCGCACAAGCUUCCCCCAGGUUUGAAGAAUCUCACGAAAUGAGAACUCAGACUGUCUGCUAACAGCCUGGAGAAGUUCCCAAACCAGAUCUGCUGCUGGCCGUCCCUUUCCCGUGCUUAUCUGAGGAACACCGGACUGCACACAGUACCCAGGUCUUUCAUCAGAUUAACCAGUGUCAGGAUACUAGAUCUGAGUGAAAACUGCUUUGAUGAUAUUCCUAAAGGAAUAUGCACUAUGAAAAAUCUGGAAGUAUCAGCCCUUGAUGACAAUCAGAUACAGAAGAUACCUGCAGAGGUGAAAGACCUGACAAAUUUGAAAUGCCUUAGCCUGUCUGAAAACCAAUUCAGUAUCCUUCCAAAGCAAACCUUUCUCCUGGAGUCAUUAGAGAAAUUAUAGCUGGGACAAAAUAAAGGAAUUAAAUUCACAAGUCUGCCAGAAGACAUCAGCAAAUUGCAGAAUCUGAAGGAACUGCAUACAGACAAUAAUUUUCUGGAGUACCUGCCCACAGCCAUUGGCUCAUUGACCCACUUGAAAAUAUUUGACUGUCAUAACAACCUCCUUAAACAGCUCCCAGACUCUGUACGCCAAAUACAAGGUGAAAUACACACGCAGGAAUGCUCCACAUCAUUCCUGUUCCUUGUGCUGCAGCUGUUUGCUUUUGUGUGUUCACGUUAGCAAAAACUGCUCGUUCAGAACAAUCACCUGUCCCAGCUGCCUGAGGAUUUGGACAGUCUUCAGCAGCUGGAGCUGGUCCUUGUGGUUAACCCCCUGAUUGAAGUGUGCUGUCAGGGGAUAUCUGCCAUCUGGGAAUACUUACAGGAAAAAGGCAUAAAAAGGCCAUGA